Molecule: messenger RNA, 2936 nt
Organism: Andrographis paniculata
Lineage: Eukaryota; Viridiplantae; Streptophyta; Magnoliopsida; Lamiales; Acanthaceae
Product: boron transporter 4-like
Exons: 14
Coding region: 464-2458 (664 amino acids)
Biological process (GO): transmembrane transport; monoatomic anion transport; monoatomic ion homeostasis
Cellular component (GO): plasma membrane
Molecular function (GO): solute:inorganic anion antiporter activity
Source: RefSeq, a predicted model, not a curated record
UAAAUUUGAAGAAACCAACAAUGGCGAUAUAUAAACUCACUCACUCUGCUAUUCAUUGGAUCAGUAGUACAAGUGUUCGUGUCGCCUCAAUUCUCUCCUUGUCGUCGAUGCCAUUGCUGCAUUCGCAUAUCCAAUCCCUUCGUAAGCCAUUAAUUUAACUAAAGGAGGAAGGAUCCAUUGUUGGUGGGGACGCGACAAAUCAGGCGAAGAAAGCGUGUAGACGAACAAGGAAGAAGGAUAAGAGGGAGGGACUUUUCUCUUCCUACCAGAUUCUUAUAAUUAUUCUCCGGCGGGGUUUUGCCUGCCGGAAAACAAGCAAGCAACCAAACCGAUUCGCUCCUCGAUAAGGCUCUCUCUCUCUCUCUCUCUCUCUCUCUCUCUCUCUCUAUAUAUAUAUAUAUAUAUCGCCCGCCAUUGUUAUUUCUGGCAAGGUUAUUGAAGUAGGUUCAGGAACGGAACCACAAUGGAGCAACUACGGACUCCAUUCAAGGGAGUCGUGAAUGAUUUUAAAGGAAGGCUGGCAUGCUACAAGAAGGAUUGGAUGGACACUUGUGGCACCGGGGCAAGGAUUCUGGCGCCAACUGCUUACAUUUUCUUCGCCUCUGCCCUCCCUGUGAUUGCCUUUGGGGAGCAAUUGAGCCGAGAAACAGAUGGAACGCUAAGCACUGUCGAAACUCUUGCUUCGACGGCCAUCUGCGGCAUCAUCCAGGCCAUUUUUGGUGGACAGCCUUUAUUGAUACUGGGGGUUGCCGAGCCUACCAUUAUAAUGUACAACUACUUAUAUAGUUUUGCGAAAAACAGCAUCGGGACGCACCUAUAUUUGGCUUGGGCCGGGUGGGUCUGCGUCUGGACUGCAUUGCUGUUGUUUCUUCUUGCAGCAUUCAAUGCUGCCAUGAUCAUUAGUCGAUUCACAAGAGUUUCUGGAGAGCUUUUCGGCAUGCUGAUCACAGUUCUUUUUCUUCAAGAGGCAAUCAGGGGUGUGAUUAGUGAAUUUGAUCUUCCACAUGGAGCAGUUCUGAUUGCGGAGGGAAACCAAUUUCAGUGGCUCUACGUUAAUGGCCUGCUUGCUGUUAUAUUCUCCAUAGGCCUGCUUAUCACUUCCCUCAAGAUACAGCAGGCCAGGUCGUGGCGAUAUGGAUCAGGCUGGAUGAGGAGUUUCCUUGCAGACUAUGGAGUACCCUUGCUGGUUGUGGUGUGGACAGCAUUGUCCUAUUCAAUGCCACGCGGGGUUCCUUCAGGUGUUCCACGACGGCUCGUCUGUCCCCUUCCCUGGGAAGAAGAGUCACUCUAUCACUGGACAGUGAUUAAGGACAUGGGGAAUGUUCCAGCAGGUUACGUUUUCGCUGCUAUCAUUCCGGCGAUGAUGAUCGCCGGGCUUUACUUUUUCGAUCACAGUGUAGCUGCUCAGAUGGCACAGCAGAAGGAAUUCAAUCUGCAGAAUCCACCUGCUUACCAUUACGAUCUCUUGGUGCUCGGAUUCACGACUUUGAUUUGUGGAUUACUCGGACUUCCUCCAUCCAACGGUGUCCUUCCGCAGUCGCCAAUGCACACGAGGAGCCUUGCAGUCCUCAAGAGGCAGAUGAUUCGGAGGAAAAUGGUGAAGAGAGCUAGGGAGGGCAUGGAGGAGCACGCGAGCCACUCAGAGAUAUUCGGUCGAAUGCAGGAAGUGUUUCUUGAGAUGGAUCAUUCUCCUGAUCACGGUGUCGACAAAGAAUUGGCUAACUUAAAGGAAGCUGUCCUGCAACACGACAGUGAAGAUUCAGACGGCAAAUUCGACCCUGAAAAGUGCAUCGAUCUCUACUUGCCUGUUCGCGUGAACGAGCAGAGAGUUAGCAACCUGCUGCAAUCGUUGCUGGUGGGGAUCGCCGUGUGUGCCAUGCCCGUAAUCAAGAUGAUCCCAACCUCGCUUCUGUGGGGAUACUUUGCUUACAUGGCUAUCGACAGUCUCCCCGGGAAUCAAUUCUGGGAGAGGAUUCUGCUCCUCUUUGUUCCUCGCGGGCGUCGUUUCAAGGUUAUCGAAGAGUUCCACGCCUCGUACGUGCAGUCGGUGCCAUUCAAAUACAUCCUUAAGUUUACGCUCUUCCAAAUCGUGUAUUUCUUGAUAUGCUUCGGCAUUACGUGGAUACCUGUUGCCGGGAUUUUGUUUCCGUUGCCGUUCUUUUUGCUGAUCAGCAUAAGAGAGCAUGUACUUCCCAAGUUCUUCCCACCUCAGGUUCUUCAAGAAUUGGAUGCAGCUGAGUACGAAGAAGUUAUCGGAUAUUCAUUCCGGAGCAGAAGUUUAUCGGUCGGGGAUCGACAAUUACCAGAUGCUGAUUCUGAUGAAGGUCCUCCGGACGUUUCCUCUGCCGAAAUAUUGGAUGAGAUGACGACGCGCCGAGGCGAAUUGAAGCAUAGGUCUGUCAGCUUCAACGAGAGGCAUAAUCUACAGAGCAUCCCGGAAGGUUCUUCUGGGUCGUAACGAGUUAAAGCGAAGAGAAGCCAUCCCCAUCGUCGCCAUGUAAAGACUUAUACUCUAUUGUCUUGUCCAUCUUGAUGACUAUAGCUUGAGGAAAAAACAUAUACUUCUUCACUAACAUUAAAGGGAGAAAGAAGACGACGACAACGACGUCGAAUGCCGAAAAAACGUGUGUAGGCUAUUAUUCAUUACAAGGCUCGAUGUAGAAAUUUGUUGAGGGUUGUUUGCUACCAAUUUGGUUGAGCCCUUUAUUGUUUGUUACAUUCUUUUUCAAUUUGGACAAGUAAAGAUGAUGGGGAUUGCAUGCAAAGAGAAGAAAGUUUUCAUGAAAAAUUUAAGGCAGAUGAAUGAUGAUGAUGAUGAUGAUGAUUAUAAAUGUUAGGUAUUUAUUGUUGUAUUAUUUGCCUCAUCUUUGUAAUUGUAUUACACUCCAAAUUUUUACAUCAGAUGGGGCCAGUUAGGACAUUGUUUUUGCAUAGAU